This is a messenger RNA of Pogona vitticeps (central bearded dragon), 519 nucleotides long. Lineage: Eukaryota; Metazoa; Chordata; Lepidosauria; Squamata; Agamidae. The record is from RefSeq and is a predicted model, not a curated record.
GGGGCCCCACGCCUCUCCUCCUCUCCCCCUUUCUCUGACCAGGCCAGGUACUUGGCGCAGAUCAUCCUGGUGGGCGUCCAGGUGGUGGGCAGAGCCUUUGCCCGGGCGCUGCGACAAGAGUUUGCAGCCAGCCAAGCAGCAGCAAACGCACGGGGGAGCCGAGGGCCACAGUCCGCAGCCGCCUCCAGCCUCUCCGGUGUCAGCCUCCAAGAGGCUCAGCAGAUUCUCAAUGUCUCCCGGCUGAGCCCAGAGGAAAUUCAGAAGAACUACGAGCAUUUAUUUAAGGUGAAUGACAAAUCCGUGGGAGGCUCUUUCUACCUGCAGUCCAAGGUUGUCCGAGCCAAGGAGCGUCUGGACGAAGAGCUGGAGAUGCAGUCCCAGCAGCAGCAACAGAGAGAACAAGGCUCAGAGCGCAAGCCAAACACGUAGCAGUGGUAGCGGCCGCGGUGGCAGCCUCUCCCCAGCCCCCCCCCAAUCGUUAAAUUAUAGCUGUGCAAUAAAUGGCCCUUGUCUACCGCC